Messenger RNA from Pelobates fuscus (common spadefoot toad), 2226 nucleotides. It is a transcript of the gene EMID1, whose product is annotated as EMI domain containing 1. NCBI's taxonomy places the organism in Eukaryota, Metazoa, Chordata, Amphibia, Anura, Pelobatidae. The transcript is spliced from 15 exons. Gene Ontology annotation, molecular function: protein binding. The coding region runs from base 223 to 1659 and encodes 478 amino acids. The record is from RefSeq and is a predicted model, not a curated record.
GCUGGCUGGAGGCCGGAUUUGUCCUCAGUGACUUUGAGGGAGUUUAUUGAGGAUCAUCAACCGGUUUUCCCACAAGACAUUAAUGCAUGCUGAUUAUUACCCCAUGCUUAUGGAAGAGAGAACACCAGUUAACAUUUAACUAUUUCCUUACAAAAACUGCUCUGUAUUGGUAGAUCAGGACCACAAAAGGGAACAGAUAGUGGAACUGACUGUCAUUGAGCCAUGAACUUGUGGUUGCCCUGCUGCUGCUGGCAUAUUCUUCUUUGCCUCUGGGUACUUUUGGAUAAAGGUUGCUGCACAUGGACAUCCAGCAAUCACCACCGAUAUACACCAGCACUGCAAUUAAAAGCCAGGGAGACCCUCACCACCCCAAAAAGAAACUGGUGCUCAAUGCCUGUGAGUCGGACCAUCUCAUGCCAAGUUCAAAAUGGCACCUUCUUGCAGAGAGUCUAUCAGACCUGUCACUGGGCAGCAGGCUGCUCCGGAGGAAGUUACAGGACAGUUGUUAGACCAACUUACAGACUCAGCUACAAGAUGGUAACAGCGCUGGAAUGGAGAUGCUGUCCAGGAUUCAGGGGGCUUAACUGUGAGGAGGAUACAGGACCCUUGGCAGAGGCACAGGAAGCUCCAAGAGUUAGUGCUUCCAUUCGGAAAUUGCCCCAGAGGGCCGGGGGGAGCUUCUCAGGAUGCUUGAACUGUAGCCGCAUUCCCGAAAUGACUGAGCGGCUGAACUCAUUGGAGGCUAAGGUGGCAAGGAUCAUACAGCUUGACUCAUCAUUGAGUGAAGAUUUUGGUUCUCAUCUCCCCCCCUCCCCGCUAUGGGGAAGCCCACAAGCACGAGGUAGCCCUGGAGAGAUUGGCAUAAAGGGUUCAGCUACACAGCUUGCAAAAGGUUCCUACCUAAAUCAAGAUGGUAUUCCUCCAAGAAAUGUCCCUCAAGGUCCAGUUGGGGGACCUGGAAGGCAAGGGUCACCAGGAGUAAAAGGUCCAGCUGGACCUCCAGGUCCUCCUGGGUCUCCAGGCCCCCCUGGCAAAGAUGGAACUGUGGGACCACCUGGUGAAAGAGGUCCUCCUGGUCCCUCAAGUCUGCCCGCACCCGUGAUGCAAAGACUGUUAGAUCAAGACAUAUUUAAUUCAAAUCGGUUUGCUGAAAACGGGGGACACCAAAUUCAGGGACCUCAGGGUCCCCCGGGACCAAUGGGACCACCUGGACUUCAAGGGCAACCUGGGCCUCCAGGACUCAAAGGACAAAAUGGUUUGCCGGGCCCUCCUGGCAAAGAUGGCAUCCCAGGAGAGAAAGGAGACAGCGGCCCAAUAGGUCAUCCUGGGGAACCUGGGGCAAAAGGGGAAAUGGGAUCUCCUGGACAAAAAGGUGAACAAGGAGAGAGAGGAGAACCUAAGCGGACUCUGGCUCAGGAAGUGGACCCUCCCCAACAAGUUCCACUGGAUUCUAUCGUGGAAGGCGCCAAGGUCCUUCACCUUACAGAGUUGUACAAUCACAGCACAAUGAGGAUGAGGAAGAUGAGAGCUUCUGAUGAUUCCCAGCAAAAAGCCAUUGUCCAAACAAAUUUGGCUGUACCCAGUCUUCACAUAUGUGUGCCUUGUUACUCUAACUACCAAGCAUCAAAGAUUGCCAAGUGGGUUGUUGGAAUAGAUUAAUCUUUUCACAGUAACCUCUUUAAUUGAAACCUCCCACUGGCAAAAGAAAUGUUUACAUGACGGUUUGUUCUAUAAAAGUAUUGGUUUUAUUAUGGAGAUAUGAUCUUAUUUAACAUGGAUUUGAUACCCCCCUCUUGUGUUCAUGUUUUUCUUAUAAAAAGGUAGUGAUAAUGUCAUUUGUAGUACAGGUGCUGCACUGUAAACUUAGACUCAGUAUGGCCACAUUCCUAAUUAGUGGACAUUCCAAUGCCAUCUGUAUGAGUAAUAUGUAAGACGUAAUGUUAAUCACUGCAAAGUAUGGGCAUCCCGCAAUUCAUUUCUGGCAGUUGUGAGCACUUAAAAUGGCAGCAGAAGGAGAUUGCUGCUAUAACCCCUGCUCAGUUGUGGGACUGGGAUUUAAAACACAUUAGCGCCAGUAAAAGAUGAUAGCUGAUGAGUUGGUGUGGUUAUCAUAAGAGGAUAUGUAACUGUAUUAUUUGUUUGUACAUGUCUUAUUAUAUGAAUCCUCUGUGUGAGGACCAAAAACACUUUGUAUAAAUAAAAAGAUUUUUUCUUUUUAAAUUGAAA